Messenger RNA from Ctenopharyngodon idella (grass carp), 2936 nucleotides. It is a transcript of the gene plin1, whose product is annotated as perilipin 1. Gene Ontology annotation, biological process: lipid metabolic process. The record is from RefSeq and is a predicted model, not a curated record. Gene Ontology annotation, cellular component: lipid droplet. Lineage: Eukaryota; Metazoa; Chordata; Actinopteri; Cypriniformes; Xenocyprididae. The transcript has 8 exons. Bases 210 to 1688 code for a protein of 492 amino acids.
CAGACUCAGAGUAUCACUGUGAUUUGUUGAUGACAGUCUUAUAUACUGAGCUUCACUGUGAGAUUACUAGACUCGCACAUGCUUUAGAAUGCAGCAGUCGCCUACUCAUGGUCUAAUAAUUCUGUCACGAGAUGUUUGUGUACAUGUGGGAUUAGACCAGCUGAAGUUUCUCUCCAUGUAUUUCACCAGCUCAUUGAAGGCUAUUGGAGAUGGCAUCUGAAAAAAAGGACACCGGUGAAGUUUUAAAGGAUCAGAAUGUAUUUCUUCGAAUCCUCAAUCUUCGAUCUGUCAAUGCUGCUCUCGAAUCCAUUGAGAAGAUGUACAUCAGUACGAAACAGUCUCAUCCCAUCAUAAGGUCUGUGUGUGGGCUGUAUGAGAAAGGUGUGAGUAGGGCUGGCAGCUUGGCUUUAUGGAGCAUGCAACCUGCCCUCCAUGUACUGGAGCCCCAACUUAUAGCAGCCAACUCAAUGGCCUGCAGAGGACUGGACCGCCUGGAGGAGAAGGUACCAGCCUUGCAGUCUCCACCUGCAGAGCUGACAGCAAAUAUCAAGGAGCUGAUGUCUUCAACUUUGGAAACUGCCAAGGACGGUAUCACCGGUCCAAUCAAACACACCUCUAACGUUGUGUUGGGCAAGGUAUCUACUGGGUACCAGCAGAGCAAGAAUGCUAUAAGUAACGGCAUACAGUAUGUCCUUAACAGCAAACUUGUAUACCUGGCCGAGCAGAGAGCCAACAGGGCUCUAAGUGUGACAGAGAACCUGUUCGAAUAUGUCCUUCCUGUAUCUUCAGCUGAAACAGAGGAUGAUGGGAGUAUGGGAGAGCAGGCGCCUGAUGUUGGAGCCUCUGGCCCAAAGCCCAGCUUCAGUAGGCUGAGAGAGCUGGCCGGCACCAUCUGCAGACGUGCCUUUGAGAAGACAGCUGCACAGCUUCAGCGCUCCAAACGUCAAGGUCAGGAACUGGUCACACAGAUCCCUGGCGUGAGUCCCCUGGUUGAAUAUACCAUGAAGACAAUGAAGACUUUAGGAGGUGUAAUACUGGGACUCCCGAGCUCUGUGGCAGCAUUUCUGAAAGAUGGACAACAGCACAGUCCUCAGAAUGAGGUGACCAAUAAUGAACAUGAGCAGCUCGAGAGUAAUGGGCUGCCAAGUCUAGUCAGUGGAUUAGGGCAGCAGUUGCUUAAGGUCUAUGAAUCUGUGGUGGCUAAUGUAGAGAAAACCCCUCAAACCAAUUUCAACCUGGCUAAGGAUGGAGUCAACAUUGUCCUGGGUUACCUUGGCACAGUCAGGGAGAGAGCACUGCACAACCUUUCUUAUUAUGGGCUGAUUCCUAGACGAUCUUCCAAGCCAGAAGGACGUUCCCAACUGGUUGGAAAAGAUGGAGCAGAAGAAUGUCUGAGUGGCUCCCUGGUGCUGGAGUCCAAUGUAGGAGACCACAUGCACCGUCCCAGUGACAACUCUGAAAAGCAGCCUCUUAAGACUACAGAGCCCAAAGAGAUAUCGGAGGAGACCCGUCAGCUGAAGAAGAAGGUCAUGAAGCAGAUUCCCGUGCAGCAGAAAGUAGUUCUUGGAGGUAGCAACAAGAAAUUAUCCAACCACAUGUCUUCUAGGAAGAGUCUGACAGAUUGCACCCAGAUUUCCUCCUCCUCUUCUAACACUUGCACAGUGCAAAACAGCAGGAACGCUGAGUGAGAAAGGAGCGUUGAUUUCUAACGUCUCAAGUCAGUGACCUACAUAUAGUUAUACAUAUGGAGGCUCUGAACUGUUUUGGCAUUUCUUGUCUAUAAUAAAGCAAAGUUAUUUUGUUGUGCAUGUAAAUCAUUCUGGAGAACUGAUAUACACUAUUUUUAAAAAGUUUGGGGUCAGUAAGAUUAUGUUUUUGAAAGAAGAACGUAAAGCAGAAUUUUCAGCAGUCCAGACUUCAGUGUCACAUGAUCCUUCAGAAAUCAUUAUAAUAUGCUGAUCUGGUGCUCAAGAAACUCAGUUGUGCUGCUCAAUGUUUUUUGGAAACUUGAAUUUUUUUGUUUUGGAGUCUUUAAAUGACGUUCAAAUAAACAGCAUUUAUUUAAAAUAGAAAUUUACUUUACUUGAACUUUGAUCAUUUUAAUGCAUCAUUGCUAAAUAAAAAUAUUUCUUUCAACAACAAAAAAAUCUUCCUGACCCCAAACUUUUAGCUGCAAAAGAAAGAAAAAAACAUAUAAAAAUUGUGGUGUAACUUGAAUAUCUUUAUUAAUAAUAAUGAAUGAAAUGAAAUUUGAAUUCAAGGCAUAAAAUUAUACAAAUAUCUUGCAUUAUUUGUGACUAAUUAUAUACACUAACUGUAAUUGCAGAGAUUGUGCAAAUGUCAUUAAUAACACGGGAAAGCCUGACUACUUUUCAAUUAUAUUUUAUUUUAUCAACAGUCACAGCAAUUGGUGAUCAUACACUUUUUCCAAAAGACGUCCCUUGCAAAACCAAGAUGUAAGGAGUAAGAUUUGAUCAUUACACAACAGGUUCAUUACACAAAAACAGCACAGUUGUGACCCAUACAAGAAUAAAUUAUUUACUUCAUAAUCAUAUUUUUUUUGCCAUGUCACUGCCUUUAUUAGUAUUUGAAUAGACAAUGUGCUAGAUGGAAACGUCCUCAGAUUUUUGUCUCUUCAAAAAUACCAGAAUGAUAGUUGCAGCAAAUAAUCACAGCAAAGGUUAUUCGGUUAUUUUAGAUGAUUUAUGCAACACAUACAGCAUAAUUAUUGAAGAAAACAACCUGUGACAGUGUUUUGAGCUUGAAUUUUUCAAUAUUUUCAUACAAAUAACAGGAAUAAUUACAACAUUUGCAGAGCUACUCCACUUUAGUCGUUAUACCAGAAUGAAAGAGCGUAUCAAAAUGUUUACAAUGCAUACUUGUAAUGUCAAUGUGGUCUAUAAAUAUAUGACAAAUAAAUACACAUUUAACUGUCA